This is a messenger RNA of Schistocerca americana (American grasshopper), 765 nucleotides long. Its product is annotated as prestalk protein-like. Lineage: Eukaryota; Metazoa; Arthropoda; Insecta; Orthoptera; Acrididae. The transcript has a single exon. The record is from RefSeq and is a predicted model, not a curated record. Bases 1 to 765 code for a protein of 254 amino acids.
AUGCAAGGAGAGCACAGCAAAGCUUACAAGGACAGCAUGGCUUGCGAGGACAGCACGGCUUGCAAGGACAGCACGCCUUGCGAGGACAGAAUGGCUUGCAAGGACAGCACGGCUAGUGAGGAGAGAACGGCUUGCGAGGACAGCACAGGUUGCAAGGACAGCACAGAUUGCGAGGACAGCAAAGCUUCCGAGAACAGCACAGCUUGCGAGGACAGCACAGUUUGCGAGAACAGCACAGCUUGCCAGGACAGGACAGCUUGCAAGGACAGCACAGCUUGCGAGCACAGCACAACUUGCGAGGAAAGCACAGCUUGUGAGGACAGCACAGCUUUCAAGGACAGCACAGCUUGCGAGGACAGCACAGCUUGCGAGGACAGCACAGCUUGCGAAGACUGCACAGCUUGCGAGGACAGCACAGCUUGCAAGGACAGCAAAGCUUGCAAGGAAAGUACGGCUUGCGAAGACAGCAUGGCUUGCGAGGACAGCAUUGCUUGUGAGGACGGCACGGCUUGCGAGGAGAGAACGGCUUGGGAGGACAGCACAGGUUGCGAGGACAGCACAGGUUGCGAGGACAGCACAGCUUCCAAGGACAGCACAGCUUGCGAGGACUGCAAAGCUUGCGAGGACAGCACAGUUUGCGAGGACAGCACAGCUUGCGAGGACAGCACAGCUUGCGAGGAAGGCACAGCUUGCGAGGACAGCACAGCUUGCGAGGACAGCACAGCUUGCGAGGAAAGCACUGGUUGCGAGGACUGCUCAGCUUGA